Messenger RNA from Psylliodes chrysocephalus, 1969 nucleotides. The record is from the annotation of a GenBank genome assembly. Lineage: Eukaryota; Metazoa; Arthropoda; Insecta; Coleoptera; Chrysomelidae.
CUACUUGUCAUUGCCAAUAUCAAAUUAACAUUAACCUUUAAAUCUGACAAAUUUUUGUGUUAUUUUCAUAAAAUUUAAAUUUUUGGCCUUCAUAAUAUAAAAAGACCUAGUAACAAAUUAAUAUGGAAGAAACAAGCAUUGAAUCGUUAAAAAACCUAGCGCAUCUCAUAAGAAUCCAUAGCGUCGAAUCAACUUCAGCCGCCAAAUCAGGCCACCCAACAACAUGUUCCUCCUGUUGCGAAAUUCUCAGCGUCCUCUUCUUCAGAGUAAUGCGCUACAAACCUUGCUCACCUCUAGAACCUUCGAAUGAUCGAUUUGUCUUAUCCAAAGGACACGCUGCACCCGCUCUGUAUGGGUGUUGGGUCGAACUGGGACUUAUACCCAAAGAUGAACUGAAGAAUCUGAGGCAUAUCAAAAGCGAUCUUGAGGGGCACCCUACACCUAGAUUGAAGUUUAUCGAUGUUGGUACUGGAUCACUUGGUCAAGGUUUAUCUAUUGCUAGUGGUAUGGCGUAUAUUGGGAAGUAUGUGGAUGAAGCUACAUAUAGGGUAUAUUGUUUAAUUGGCGACGGUGAAUGUGCUGAAGGCUCAAUUUGGGAAUCUAUCAACUUUGCUACGCACUACAAAUUGGAUAAUUUAGUCCUCAUUAUAGACGUGAAUAGAUUGGGUCAAACUGGAUCAACCAUGUUUGGGCACGACGUGCAGCAGUAUGAGAAACGAUUAGAAGCGUGCAAUUUUAAUUGCAUUUCAGUAGAUGGACACAAUGUUGAAGAAUUGGUUAAAGCUUUUGAUUGCGUUAAGAAAUGUAAAGGAAAACCUAGUUGCGUGAUUGCCAAGACUUUUAAAGGUAAAGAUUUUCCGGGCGUAGAAGAUAAAGAAAACUGGCACGGAAAACCACUGGGUGACAAAACUGAUGCAGUUCUUCAACAUUUAAAAUCACUUCUAACGAAUGGAGGAAAAGUGGAUUUCAACAUAACACCUCCAUGUGGUAAAGUAAAUAUUGUAAAUCUUGCCGACAUUAGAUUAUCAUCACCACCAUGUUAUAAAAAGGAAGAUAAGGUAGCAACCAGAACCGCAUAUGGAAACGCUUUAGUAAAAUUGGCAAAAAAUAAUCCACGAGUAAUGGCAUUCGACGGUGAUAUGAGUAAUUCAACGUUUUCCGAAUAUUUGAAGAAAGAAAAUUCUAAAAAUUUCGUUGAAUGUUACAUCGCUGAACAAAAUUUGGUAGGAGUGGCCAUAGGAGCGGCUUGUAGGGAUCGAGUUUGCGCUUUUGCAUCCACAUUUGGAGCCUUUUUGACGAGAGCAUUCGAUCAGAUCCGUAUGGCUGCAAUAUCCCAAUCCAACGUGAACUUGUGUGGUUCUCAUUGCGGCAUCUCAGUUGGACACGAUGGUCCCAGUCAAAUGGCUUUAGAAGAUAUCACGAUGUUUAGAGUGAUUCCAACUAGCACGGUGUUUUAUCCCAGUGAUGCCAUUUCCGCAGAAAGAGCCGUAGAAUUGGCUGCUAAUUGCAAAGGCAUUACUUAUAUAAGGACAACAAGAGUGCCUACCAUGGUUCUGUAUGACAAUGAGCAGACGUUUCAAAUCGGCAAAGCAGUAAUUGUCCAAUCUUCACCUUCAGAUAGAGCGUUGGUCAUUGCAGCCUGUGUCACAUUGGAAGAAACAAUAAAGGCUUCAAAAGACUUAAAUAGUUCUGGCAUAAAUAUAAGAAUAAUGGAUCUUUUUACGAUCAAACCAAUUGACAAAUCUGCUAUCAUACAACAUGCCAAGGAAAUCGGUGGUAAGGUGUUAGUGGUUGAAGACCACUACCCUGAAGGUGGAAUGGGAGAAGCUGUAUUGGCAGCUUUAGCAGAUCAGAAAAACAUAGUUGUUAAAAUUAUUGGUGUAAUAGGAGUACCAAAAUCAGGCGAAACUGCAGCUGUGUUGAAACACUAUGGUAUAGAUGCUAAAAGCAUUGUUACUUACAUUGAGGA